AUGCCAUCAACACGUCUUGUUAAACGUAAUUGGGAAGAAGAUAUUAUUUAUCAUAUUCAAUUUCCACGAUCAGGAUGUAUACCACAAAUAAGUCCAUUUGCUCUUAAACUUGAAACUUGGCUUAGAGCAACAAAAUUAAAUUAUCAUAAUAUUAGUAAUAAUUUUACUAUUUUUUCUCAUAAAGGUCAAAUACCUUUUGCUGAAUUAAAUGGAAGACAAAUAGCUGAUUCAAAUGCUAUUAUUGAACAUUUAAAAGAAAAAUUUACUUGUGAUAUUGAUAAUAAUCUAAGUGAAGAACAAAAAGCUAUUGGAAGAGCCAUUAGAGUAUUAGCUGAAGAAAGUUUAUUUAGAGUUCUUAUAUUUAAUAGAUCUAAACAUAUUGAAUGGAUUGUUGGUUCAGAAGGAUUUGGUGAUGUUGUAUCUGGUUUGAAAAAAAAAUUUUUUGAAAAAUUUGGUUUAAGAAUGUUUAAAAGAAAGUUAGAAAAUAAGUGUCAAGCUAAUGGAAUUGGAAAAAAUAAGGAACAUGAGGUUGAAGAAAUGUUAAAAGGAGAUCUUAAGGCAUUAUCUGUUUUACUUGGUGAUAAACCAUACUUCUUUGGAGAUUCUUUUACUACAACAGAUGCUACAGUUUUUGGACAAUUGGCUCAAUUUUAUUAUACACCAAUAUUAAAUAAACAGGCAAUUGUUAAAUUUAUGGAUGAAGAGACACCAAAUUUAGUUGAAUUUAUAAAAAGAAUAAAAGAAACAUAUUGGAGUGAUUGGGAUGAGUUAACUAAAACUAAAAAACAAAAUUUAAGUGAUCCUGAUGUAGUUGUUAAGCCUAAAAAAGAAAAAAAGACAAAAAAAGAAAAAAGUAAGAAGGAGGAUAAGAAAGUUCUUGUUGAAGAUACAGAUGGUGGAAAGGAAGAAACUAAAGAUGAAGAAAGUAAAACUGACGAGACCAAAGAACAUGAAAAAAAGGAAUCUGAAACUGAGGAGAAAAAGGAAGGGAAUGAAGAAACUGAGGCACAGACUUCAACAGAAGAAGUCAAAAAAGAUGAUGAAAAAGUAGAAGACAAUAAGAAAGAAGAAAUAACUAGUAAUUAA
This is a messenger RNA of Strongyloides ratti, 1086 nucleotides long. RefSeq names its product Failed axon connections homolog. The record is from RefSeq and is a predicted model, not a curated record. Lineage: Eukaryota; Metazoa; Nematoda; Chromadorea; Rhabditida; Strongyloididae. The transcript has 2 exons. Gene Ontology annotation, cellular component: cytoplasm. The coding region runs from base 1 to 1086 and encodes 361 amino acids.